Solanum verrucosum is the source of this 1047-nucleotide messenger RNA. Its product is annotated as basic leucine zipper 34. Bases 86 to 751 code for a protein of 221 amino acids. The transcript has a single exon. Gene Ontology annotation, molecular function: DNA-binding transcription factor activity; transcription cis-regulatory region binding. The record is from RefSeq and is a predicted model, not a curated record. Lineage: Eukaryota; Viridiplantae; Streptophyta; Magnoliopsida; Solanales; Solanaceae. Gene Ontology annotation, biological process: positive regulation of DNA-templated transcription. Gene Ontology annotation, cellular component: nucleus.
GUCAAUAAAUACUACACUCCUGACCUUACUACUUCCCUUUUCUCCUCCUAAUUACCCACCCCCCUUUAGAAGCGAUUUUCCGGCCAUGUUGUCCACUUUUCCGGCCACUACUCUGUCCGCUGAUGGACUUUUUCCCUAUUUAUUUCCGGCUUUUGAUGGCGGGUUCACUCCUUGGGAAUGUAUCGAACCGGCUUUUCUAUUCCCACAAGAAGUGGAAGAAGAAGAACCGGUUGUUUCACCCAAGGAAUCCCCACCCCCUGAACCGGUUAUUUUAAACUCCGAUUCAGGUUCUGAUGACUCCAAACCGAAUUCUGUUCACUCUAGUUCCGGUUCAGAUGACCCGAACCGGAAUAAUAACAAUAAUAAUAACACGAACCGCUGUCCUGACGAGAGGAAGCGGCAGCGCACGACGUCGAACCGUGACAUAGAUGAGAGGAAGCGUCGACGUAUGGUAUCGAACCGGGAAUCAGCGAGGCGGUCCCGCAUGCGAAAGCAAAAGCAUCUGGAGAACCUGCGGAACCAAGCGAACCGGCUUAAAGUAGGGAACCGGGAAAUAAUGAACCGGUUACGGUUAAUUACUCACCAGUGCCAAGUGGUCCAGUGUGAGAACGAGCGGGUCAGGACCGAAUCGGCUAUCCUUCGGCAAAGACUUGAGGGUAUACGUCAAAUAUUGAUCACCCGGCAACUUGAGCAGCAAUUUAAUUAUUAUUCUGCAUGGGCAUGCAAUAAUAUGGAACAAAGACCUCAUUAAUUAAUCACUUGGACCUAUAAUAAAUCAUCAUUAAACGUGUUUCUUCCUCUAAUUAGCACCACUAUAUAACUAUCAGAUGAAAUGAAGUCACAAGAGGAUUUUCUCUCUCUCACUCUCUAUUUCUUGUAAAUUAAAUUAAAAGGUGCGUAUAAUAGUGGUAAAGAGAUAUAGUAAUAUGUAAUGUAGCUACUAGCUAGGAGCUUUGAGGUUGGGACCAAAUGGUGGUUUUAUUUUAAGCAAAACCAGGCUAUCAUUAUGGUGUAAAUGACACAAUCGUGCAAUGUUUGGCUUAUUAG